Molecule: messenger RNA, 2361 nt
Organism: Neohortaea acidophila
Lineage: Eukaryota; Fungi; Ascomycota; Dothideomycetes; Mycosphaerellales; Teratosphaeriaceae
Product: fungal-specific transcription factor domain-containing protein
Exons: 4
Coding region: 1-2361 (786 amino acids)
Biological process (GO): regulation of DNA-templated transcription; DNA-templated transcription
Molecular function (GO): zinc ion binding; DNA binding; DNA-binding transcription factor activity, RNA polymerase II-specific
Source: RefSeq, a predicted model, not a curated record
AUGUCUCCCCGUGCAGUCCGCUUGAAAACCGAGCCUCCUGCCGAUGACGACGUGCAAGUGAAUAGCAAGUCAGGCAAGAGACGCGCUGUAUCUGCGGCAUGUCUUCCUUGUCGAAGGCGGAAGUCGAAGUGCGAUGGCGCUUUACCAUCAUGCUCGACUUGCACCGCCGUCUACCGAUCGAAAUGCUUCUACGACAUCGCCAAUGAUCCUCGGCGCCGCAGCCCGUUGCAAUCCGACAUUGAUUUCUUGCAAUCACAGGAUGAUUUGGAAUCGGUGCAACAGCAACACCAACACCAACACCAACAGAACGAUACGGUCGACGUGAUCGUCACUGCUCUCCGAGAGCUCCCCGAAGCCGACUCGAUCGCACUCUUGCACACCCUUCGAACCGGCACCGACCCUGCUAUCUUGGCUGAAACGCUACGAGCGAAUGCCAAUUUGGCACAAAGCGGCCAUGGCCAGCAUCCCGUUCACGCCGGAAUCGAACGUCACCAAUCAACUGGAUCAAGGUACGGAAGAGGCAAUGAAAGCCAGCCAGGCGCAUGGACGGGCUCUGAAGAAGACCGCGAGCGGUCAUCCAUUACAUCCUCCACCGCAGCUGCGCCGUGGUUGCGCACGCCACCUGACCCUGAAUUCACCCAACACCUCCUCGAUCUCUACUUUUGCUGGGUCCAUCCCUUCUGCCCCUUCUUCUCGCAAGAGCUCUUCCUCCGCGACAUGAGCCGUGGAGGCGGUGAGUGCUUCAACCCACUGCUGCUGAAUGCCAUCCUAGCUUUUGCAUGCCAUUACUCCGACCGUCCAAUGGCUCGGAGAGACGAGCGCGACACUUCAACAGCCGGCGAGCAAUUCUUCGUGGAGGCCGCACAGCUCCUCGACGCUAAUGGCGCGCCGAGCCUUACGACGGUGCAGGCACUGGGCGUCAUGAGCGUACGGCAGACAUCGUGUGGGCGGGAGAGCAGUGGUUACCAAUACGCCGGCAGGUGCAUUCGCAUGGCGCUGGAGCUGGGACUGCACCUUUCGUCGACGAAUAUCGGGCAGCGCUCGGAGGAGAGUGAGAUGCGCAAGACAACGUUCUGGAGCGUGUUCAACCUCGAGACGAUCUCCGCCGUCUCCGUGGGCCGAAUGUCCCAACUGCCCCGAUCUGCGGUCGACGUACCACGACCGAGUAUCCCAGAGCGGAGUGAAGAGCAGGCUUGGCAGCGCUACAUCGACAUCAAUGUGUCGCCGGAGGAAGAUCUACGACAGCCCGCGCACUCCAUGCUCUUCUUCAAUGAGCUGUGCAAUCUGUGCGAGCUCGCGAGCGACAUGGUGAACAGCUUCUACGCGCCGCGCGAGCCCUUUACCAGCAGGCGCUUGGCGAUGUUGUACGGCCGUUUCCAGGAGUGGUAUCACAACCUUCCGAGUCCGCUGUGGUUGGAGAACACAUCGCUACCGCAUGUGGUCGUUCUGCACAUGUACUAUCAUGGCUGUGUAUUGCACCUCUUCCGCCCAUACAUCAAACUUGAUCUGCAGACAGUCAACCUCUUUCCCCGCGACACAUGCACCGCCUGCGCAAACAAAAUCUCCGAAUUGACGGGGCAUCUGCGCUCCAUGUACGGUCUGCGCCGCACGAGUUCCCUCGUCCCUACGCUGUUGCUGUCCGCGACCACCAUCCACCUCCUCCACCUGCCCUCCGAAACAGCAUCUACCCAUCUCCACCAAGCCAUGCUCGACCUCGAAGCCAUGGCCGUAAACCAUCCAUUCGCCGGCCGCUGCAUCGAGAUUAGCCGCUCCCUCGCCGCCAAGUGGAACAUUGCCCUUCCGGACGAGGUAGUGCCGGGCAGCACACAACGCGCAGUGUACCCCGAUACUCCCAUCCAUUCCGCUGCGUGGACGGCAUCGAUUUCCCACCAGCCACACGACAUGUUUGACGAUGGCGGUCCACCGCCGCUUAAGCCGCAACAUCCGCAGCACCAUGGGGACGAGCAGGGGACUCUGCGCUCCACAGCCGCGCUCCCUCCCGUCACGUACCCACUUUACUACGCGUCAAACUACCUGACGAUGGAAGCGCCGCAAAAUCAACAGCAGCAGCAGCAGCAGCAGCAGCAAAGGGAAGCACGCAAUCCCUCGCUGCAGCGCAUGCCGUCUUUCUGGACCCCCUUCCCAACGCAAAACAUCGCCGUCGGCACGCAGGGCGUCACGCCCUCCAUUACCACCCCCUCGAUGACGGCCUACUUCACGCCGCCGUUUGAAGAUCAGGGGCUUGCGCAGUGGGGUAAGCCGGAGGAGUCGGGCGGCGUGGCUGCGGGCCGGACGACGCUGCCGCCUCCGCCGACGCCGACUACGCACCAGCAGUAUAGCGGUUGGCAGUGGCAGCAGUGA